AAUACAACCAGACCGCAAGCACUACACUGACACCCGUUUCGAAAUUGAACACCAACACUAGAAAUAGUGUUCGUAUAGGAUUUCUCUACUUGGUCUGUUCGGAUGGUGGAUCAGGACAGUCUUUUGUCUUCUUCAGCUACUGGUUUGGGAUUUAGUGUUUUAUUCCAGGCAUUAUCCCGUGUUCUAAAUUUUAUUGUUAAUCAAUUCACAAUUCGCCUGUCAAAUCCAUUGGCUUAUGGCUUUGCUACUAUUAAAUUAGAGGUACUACAAAGCACUAUAUUAUUUCUUUCUAGAGAAGCAAUUCGAUUAGCUUUACAGCGCUCUCCCCCAAAAUCAAAAUACGCUGAAGGAGAGCUAAAAUUGCCUUACAAGUUUAAGACUAAAGAAGGUCAACGACAGGUUAUUAUAAAUGUAUCGCUGCUUCCUUUGUAUGUUGGAUUUGGUUUAUGUUUAAUUUUGACUCCAAUUUAUCUGAAAAGUUCGGUCGCGGUAAACUCUGCAUCUUUAGCCAUUGGAAUUUACGUUGUCUCAAGUCUCUUACGUCUAUUGUCAGAACAGCUAUAUCAGCAGCUGCAAUGGGAGGAACGUUUUGCUCGAAGGGCAUCUUGUGAAGGCUAUGGUGUCGUGAGUAAUUGCUUUGCAACAUUCAUCUUCACGCUAUUUGAGCGUGGUAGAUCUAGCACAUGUCUGCCUUUUGCUAUUGGCAACUUUGUUGAAUCCGUAACAUGUUUUUAUUUCUUAUGGAAAGCAACGGGCUUUAACCGUGUGUUUUUCGUCCCUACACCUGUAAAUUUUGAUGGAAAAGAAAUUCUUUGGGAUAAAGACAUCAUAACGAAUUUAGGCGGACAAAGCUAUCAACUAGUCCUCAAACAUGUACUAACUGAAGGCGAUAAACUCAUGGCAUCAUGGCUCGCAACGCCGACUGUGCAGGGUCUUUUUGCGUUGGCAACGAACUACGGUUCUAUAUUUGCGAGAAUUUUGUUACGUCCGAUUGAAGAACAGGCACACAUCGUUUUUGCCCAGCUCAAUACUGAUAACACGACUGAUGGAAAAAAGAAAGCUUCAGACGUUGCUUCUCUUUUUAUCCGACUUUAUUUAUACCUUGCACUAUUUGUCGUUUUUGGCUCGCCUUAUAGUUUACUGUUAUUGAACAUCACUGCUGGACGUCAAUGGAGUGGCUCUGAUGCCGCUUCGGUCUUAUCCAUUUAUGCUUACUAUGUUCCAGUAAUGGCAAUAAACGGGAUUACUGAGGCUUAUUUUGUUUCAACUGCUUCUGUUCAAGAGAUAAUAAGUCAAACUCGUUAUAUGUUAUUUAUCAGCGUUGCUUACUUUUUAAGUGGUCUGGUCUUCCUACAGUGGUUUUCUUUAGGUCCCGCAGGUUUCAUUUAUUCCAAUAUGCUCAAUCUUGGCUUAAGAAUCAUCAUUUCCAUUCGGUACAUGUACAAGAGAUUACCAAAUUUUAAGCUGAAAGAUUGUUCACCCGGGGCACCGUUGUUUCUCUUGUCCCUAAUACUUAGAGCUGUGACUCAAUAUACAACGAAUUUAUGGAAAGCUGAUCAGUUGAAUACGCUUUUGUACAUAGCGUCAGCAGCCUUUUCAGCAUCUUUAUUUAGCAUAUGUAUCGCGUACUAUGACAGACUAUUUUUUAAGUCUAUUAGAUUUAAUACGGUAAGAAAUGACACGAAGCCAAAGGAUACGAAAAAGAAUGCAUAAGAACUACUUGUUUCCAGAAGCAAAUACUUGCAGAACAAGGGAUACACUAGCAAUAUCCUAAUAAAAGCAAAAAUACACUUGCCUAUUUGAUCACACAAAGGUAAUGAAUGAAUGUAGCAUACUAUGUAAACACCGAAACUUACGCUUCUCUAACAAGGAUACCAGUUUUCUCGAGAUGCUUCUUAACGUCAGCGAUGCUGCAGGUUUGACGAUGGAAGAUGCCCGCAGCCAGUGCGGCAUCACAAUUGGUUUCAUUAAAAACCUGCUCGAAAUGUUCGGGAAUACCGGCACCGCUAGAGGCAAUUACUGGAAUGGAGACCGCCUGUUUCACUGAACGAAUAAGUUCAAUAUCGUAACCAGAAUUUGAACCAUCUUGAUCCAUACAGUUAAGAAGGAUCUCGCCGGCACCCAUAACUUCACAUGCUUGAACAAGUUGUAUAACAUCCAAGUCACGAUACUCGCGGCCACCUUUUACAGUGCACUGGUACCAAGCAUACUUUUCGCCUUUAGGACCGACUCGGGAAGUCUCAACACAAUGAUGUGAAGUUACAGAAGGAUUGUCAACGUAAUGGCGUUUAGGAUCAACGGAUAUCACUACUGCUUGAUUACCAUAGGCUUUAGAGAUAGUUUCAAUGGCUGUUUUUCCGGUUAAAGUUUUACCGUUUUGGUAGUAUUGUUCAGCAGCAUAGACGGAAUCACUACCAAUGGAAACCUUAUCGGCGCCAGACCGAAAGUACAAACCUGCAACUUCUAACGCAGGAUGGAAAGUACCAUCUGGAUCUGUAAUAUCACGGAUGCCACCACCAACAGUCAAUGGAACGAACACCGUUUCGGCAGAUUUCUCCAAUACUGCCAACAUAGGAGAGUCACGAAGGGGACAGUUUCUGAAAGAAGUGAUAUUUAGAAAGGUGACUUCGUCAGCGCCUUCCUUAAAAUAGCGCUCACAAAGCUCUACAGGUUUGCCCAUAUUACGGACUUCCGAACCAGCAGCUGAUUUCUCACGCACAUCAUACUGGUCGCCCUUCGUCACAACCAGAUCGCCGGCAUCAUUGGAGCGUACAUCCAAACAUGCAAUGAUACGCUUUGUCAAACCACCGACAGCAGUUUCGUUCAGCCGAGAAGCAAGUCCAUCAAUCGGUACUGCAAAUGCUCCGCUCAGGAAAGAACUCAGGCAAUGUAAGCCUGCCAAACCACUUUUCUCGGGAUGGAACUGCGUAGCGAAAAAAUUUUUCUUCAUGAUAGCUCCAAUGAAUUCCUCUCCCUCAUAAACAGUUGUAGCUACCUUAAAUUCCGUCGGUAUGCUCAAUUUGUUUGCAGGAAGCAUGUACGAGUGAACAUAGUAGUACUUACUGUGGGGUCUCAAACCGUAGUAUUCGUGCGUCAGGUCGCUGCGAACAGCACAAGAAUUCCAACCAAUAUGCGGAACAGUCUUAGUUUGUGUAUCGAAUUUUUCCACAAAUCCUUUGAAAAUACCAAGUCCCUCAGAACUUGGCGAUUCGGUAGAGCCUUCAAAAAGUGCUUGGAUACCAACGCAGACAGCCAUAAAUGGCUUUCCUGACGCCAAAUAUUUUCGAAUUGGUUCAAAGUAACCUUGUUCUUUGAGCGAGUCACAAACAAAACCAAAAUUUCCAACACCGGGGAAAAUUAAGCACUAAAAAGUCAGUAAAUACAAUCACCGAUGUUAAUUGUGCACAAACCUCAGCGUCCUCGACUUUCGCUGGAUCACGGAUCCAUUCUGUUUCGUAACCAAGAUACUUGACAGCAUUUACGAGGGAACGAACAUUCCCGCUGCCGUAAUCCAAAAUUGAGACAAUCAUGUUCACGCUAUAGGUAAGAAGUGGAUCCUACCUUUUUUUAUGGUGUAGUGUUAAAAGUUCACGAUAUGCAAAAUCACCUCUCAUCAAAGAUGUCUGUAGGCACUAGACUGAAGGAAAAUACGAUGGAAUACCGAUAUAUAUAUUUUCACAACGGAGUUAUAUUAGAGUAUAAACUAGAUAUUCUCUUGGUAU
Molecule: messenger RNA, 3722 nt
Organism: Schizosaccharomyces japonicus yFS275
Lineage: Eukaryota; Fungi; Ascomycota; Schizosaccharomycetes; Schizosaccharomycetales; Schizosaccharomycetaceae
Product: Man5GlcNac2-PP-Dol translocation protein Rft1
Exons: 2
Coding region: 103-1713 (536 amino acids)
Biological process (GO): dolichol-linked oligosaccharide biosynthetic process
Cellular component (GO): endoplasmic reticulum membrane; membrane
Source: RefSeq, a predicted model, not a curated record